Messenger RNA from Adineta ricciae, 666 nucleotides. NCBI's taxonomy places the organism in Eukaryota, Metazoa, Rotifera, Eurotatoria, Adinetida, Adinetidae. The record is from the annotation of a GenBank genome assembly.
AUGUCCAAACAAAUUCGACAAAAAAUCGCUCUCGCUAUUCACAACACUUUUCGAUCAUCAGCAUCACCUCGAAAGCAAUCAUCCACCAUCAAAUCAAAAAUCUCCUCAUCAUGUUGUUCAAUCACCAAACCACAAGACUAUGAAUACAUCCCAUAUCAGCCCAAACCCUCAUCAUCAUCAUUACACAAUGACUAUGUCGAUCUGAGUGAAUGUCACUCAUGGUCAUCGCGAGACUCGGGCAUCUCAUUCGAUUCCAACAUUUCAUCUCUUUCGUCCAUAUCUCAGCAUCAUCAUCAACAACAACAACAGCAGCAUCAGCAGUUACAAUCGACUCGCACACACGCCGAUGACUCAUGUUCACUGUCGACGUUGUCCGAUGUGAGUGUGAUUCCACAUGAUGAAAUGAACAUUUCAAACUUCGAUGUGACUGGUUGGCAUUCGUUACCGGAAUUACUGGAGUGUUGUCAUUGUGAAUGUCAUCAUCAUAUUGACAAUAUUGGUCAGAGCGAUGAUUGCAGAGACGACAAUAUGUUCGACGAAAAGUGGCAAGAUUUUGAACAAGCUCGUGGAAUCGAUGAAGUUGCAUGCGAUACUCCAAUAACUCCACCACCACUUUCACAACCAAGUACAGGGAGAACGACUUCAUUUGGUCACCCACAUCGUUGA